Messenger RNA from Chironomus riparius, 1116 nucleotides. Lineage: Eukaryota; Metazoa; Arthropoda; Insecta; Diptera; Chironomidae. The record is from the annotation of a GenBank genome assembly.
CUUUAGUCUAAUUUUGAAAUUGAAGGAAUCAAGAAACAAAAAAAAAAAUGAAGUCAUUGAGUAUUUUUAUCACGAUCGGAUUGAUUGCUAUCGUGAAAGGACAAGAUCCAGCUUGUCAAUUUGAGACUGACAGCGAAGGACUGCUUGCUUGCAAGCUUACUGGUGGAGGAAUUAUGCCCGAGAACAGAAACAAAGAAAUUGCAGGAAAUCCUGGAGCCGAUAAAACUUUCGCUGAUGUCCAAAGAGUGUAUUCAUUAGAACCAGCUUCAACAGACAUGAUUUAUUCAAUCUUUAAUAAUUUUGUAAACCUCAAGAAACUUGAACUGACCAAUGGAAUAGUUGAAGAAUUAAAGCAAGAAAUGCUUUAUAACUGCACAAAACUAGAGAAACUGGCCAUUAAUAAGGGCAUAAUUAAAACGAUUGAUUCAAAUACUUUUAUUAAUUGUCCAGCAUUGGCAGAAAUAGAUUUAGGAAAAAAUACAAUUUCUGGUAUACUCAGUGGUGCUUUUAAUGGACUUCCUAAUUUGAAAACUCUCAAUUUUAACAACAAUGAAUUAACAAAUAUUCAGGGCAGCAUAUUCAAUGUCUCAACAUUACAAUCAUUAGAUUUGAGCAAUAAUGGAUUGGCAUUAACCAAUAGAAGCAUAUUUACGUACACGAAUGAACUUUUAUCGUUAAACCUUGCAGAAAAUGGAAUCACAUUAUUAGUAAAGGAACAAUUCAAUGGUUUGAGUAAAUUAACAGAACUAGAUUUCACAAAUAAUGAUCUAAAUGCAACACAAGACACAGCUCUUGAAUAUCUUGAAGCACUUCAAGUGGCAAAAUUUAAGAGCAAUAACUGCAUUGAUAAAGAUUACACAGACUACAGUCAAUCAUUAUUUGCUGGUGAUUUCGCAGUUUGCAUUAAAAAUUUUAAUGGAGCUUCAAUCAUGAUUUUGUCUAACUUGGUGCUGGUUGUGUCAGUUCUUAUAAAAUUAUUUAAUUAAUAAUAUUAAAUUUAACAAUGAAGUUAUAGGGGCUUAAAAAGUCAGAAGAGUUGCACAGUAUUAAACAGUGAUAAUAUUUUAUUUUAAUCUUAUUAUAUUUCCUUUAAUUAGACUCGUUCAAUACUUAAAG